AUGGCCGUCUACAAGGUCCCAUCUGGGUUGUGCCGUCGUGUGAUGAGGAAGAAGAAGCGCCAGCAGUUGAUCAAAAAAGGGCUUCUGCCACCGCAGCGCCGCCAGUGCACGUGCGGGUGCGACGAGACCGAGAUACAGAUCCAUCCGGCGGCGAUGAACGGGUUGAAUUAUAUGGACAAGAAGGAAGAGGAAGAGGAGGAUGAGUCAAAGAGCGAGGUGAUGAAGCUGGAGAAAGAGAUGUGGGAGAGGUUUUGCAGUACUGGGUUUUGGAGAAGCCCUUCCCAUAUGGAGUCCAUCCAACGGUAA
Messenger RNA from Quercus lobata, 306 nucleotides. RefSeq lists its product as uncharacterized. The transcript has a single exon. The record is from RefSeq and is a predicted model, not a curated record. Lineage: Eukaryota; Viridiplantae; Streptophyta; Magnoliopsida; Fagales; Fagaceae. Bases 1 to 306 code for a protein of 101 amino acids.